AUAUAAGUACUUAUAUAGAACCGAAAUAUAUUCCCUUUUAUUACUUAAAGUUUGUUUAUUCUCUCGUUGCCACUUGUAACGAUUAGUUUUGGAUUUUUUUCGCUAUUCGUUUGGUGUAUUUUAUUGGAACAAAACAUUAACAGUUCCCGGAGAAAUUAAGGUGCAAAUAUGUUCUUCAAAAAGGAUUAUCAUGUCAGCAAAUUGGAGGAGCAAGUAUGGAAAAGUGAAAUGGAACGACAGGAAUUGGAACACAAAUUCGAGCUAUUAAUGCGGGAACGUCAUAAAUGUGAAAAAUCAGCAAUUAAGGCAAUCAAAUUGCGAUAUGAACAAUUUUUGGAAGAAGAUCGUCAACGAAUGGAACGGAAUAACAAUUUGUUACGAAUGCUGGAACGAAUCGACUAUCAGGCAGCAACAUUGGCAGCGAAGACUGAACGCUUGAAAUUGCUAAAGGCACAACACGAAUUAUAUUUGAUGAGAAAUUGGAAUACACAGCGAGCGAUAUUGCCGUCAUUUGAAUCACCAAUGCCGAUAAUACAGCCAGCGACAGAGAAUUUGCCAAUAAAUUUUACACAACACCUAAUACCCUCACAACAUCAUCUACUAUUACAGCAGCAGCAGCAACAACAACAACAACAGCAGCAGCAGCACCACCAUAACACAUCAGGCACAUUGUUAUCAUCUUCAGCAUUACCAGCACAACAGUCUAUUUGUUAUCCACCCUUUAAAAUACCACCGCAGAAGGGUGAUACUAAUGAGAAAUCAGAUUUUCUAAAGUACCUCUCACAAAUAAACCAAUUUCGUCACAUCUAUGACAAGAAUGGUAUGUCUGAUAGUACUUAUCAAUCGGAUUUGAGCGUAAAGGGUAUAGAAGAUCCACCUCCAACCGAACAUCCAUUCAACCGAAUCAGUAACGUAUCUCAAAUGCCUCCGUAUCCAAAUGCCUACUAUCAAGAUCAAAUAACUGCUAUUGACAGUCGGUUUUACGGUACCAAUAAAUUCAUACCGCCAUCCCAUCCUAUCGAGCAUCGGAAUUCCGAAAUUUAUGAUUACCUCCAACAACAUCAAUAUCAACCGAAACAGCAACAACAAAAAAACGAUACGAUUAAUAAUCGAACCGAAUUUACGGAGGCCAUAAAACCAAAAUUAACAAACGAUGAAAUCAUAAAAACUACCCGACAUCAUGCCACCGCCACCACCAACGUUGCCCCUACCACUUCCAGUUACAAAAAUUCGGCCACAACCAAUGAUUUUCUGGUAAAUAAUUCAUCCAACACACAACCGGAUAUAAAUAACACCGCAGUUUCAAUUUCAAACACGUCCGCUAAUGCUAGUGCAAUAAAUACGAAUGGUGUUAUUAAAGCCAUUCAUCAAAAUAAGGACGAAAAUUAUGUUCCACCAGUGAGAUUCCAACUGAACGACAAUGAUGCUUUCAAUGCUGAUGAUGGUGAAAAUAUUUCCGGUGUUGCAUAUUCGAAUGCCAUCGGUUAUGUUAAUCGAAUGUCAAAGAUAGAAAGUCCAAUACGGCAAACAUCCAAUGAAAAUGCCAGAAACAAUCCAAUGGCAAUUGAUGCCGUCGAAGGGAUGAAAGAAGCAGAAAACGAACAUGAAAAAUUGACUCAACAACAGACGAAAAAUUAUGAGUUCAAUGACGUCAGACCAGAUAUCGAUAAAAUCGAAGAGGUUAUUUAUGGCGAGAAAAUAAAUUAUCUGGAAAUUGAAGAGCCAAUACAACAACAGCAGCAGCAACAACACCAUUCAGCUGAAGAAUUUAAUAAACCUAAACACAUCAUGCCAUCAUCAACUGUGGCACGAAACGAUGAGAAUGUCGACAUUGCUGAAAGUAGAGUCGUAAAAGGUAUGCAACAACUGAACAUUGAUGCAUCCGAAAAUGAUGUAAGGAAUUCGAUGGAAGCUACAUCGCUUAAUGAAAAUAUGACACCGACUCGACCGGAUGGUGACGUCCAUUUGCCAGAUUGUCCGGCUGACCUUCGCAUGACCGCUUCGAAUGUAUAUGAAUCUCCGGCUAAUGCACGAAUGCAGCCUAAUGACGACGUUAAUAAAUUCGAUCCCAUUUACUACGGAGAGACCGAGACAAAUUUCCCAUCGGGUCAAGACAUUAAUAAUCCAACGUACACCGAAGAAGCAAACUACGAAAACCAAUCGAGUAAUGCAAUUCAUUACCAGCAACCUCAACCGCAAAAUAUUGACCAUGAAAGUAUGUCGAAAGUUUAUCAAAGUCAAGAAGUUAAUUAUGGACUGCCAGUAGCUGAUACGGAAGACGUUAGUCACGCAACAUCUUUUCAACCAAUGCAGCAAGGAUACCAGCAAACAACAACACCAACACCGCAACAACAACAACAGCAAUUGCCAGGAAAUUACGACAAUACGUUUAACCAUGAAAAUCAAUACACUCAUGGAACGCAGCCGUAUGCUGGCACCGAACCACAACAAGAGUAUCAGGAUAAUGAGUAUAGCGAAUACAGUAAUCAACCCGAACAAACAGUGGACUACAAUCAAUCAGAAUAUUACUCAACGGAACAACAGUUAAACGAGAAUGGGAAUUCAUCAUAUCCUGCGGUUGAUAAUGAGAACGGUAAUUAUGAUAAGCAACAGUACCAACAAGUUAACAAUGUUUCUGAAGAGGGCAUCUUUCAAGUGCCGUAUUACGGAGGAGAGGGCAAUGUUCACGAUGAUGCGAAUACAAAUAUGGUUUACGGUGGUGAAGCGGCGGAUAAUCAACAGUAUCAGGAUCAAACCUAUGACAACCAAAACCAACAUUAUCAACAACAGAAUUUGGAGCAGUAUACACCCGAUGGGCAAUCGGAGAGAUAUGCCGAUGGUCAGGAAUAUCAAGAACAGCAGCAGCAGGAGCAACAACAACAACAACCACAACAGCAACAUAUAGAAAAUGUUGAUCAAAAUUACGAUGCUAUGUACCAACAAUUUACACAAGACCCGAAUUACAACCAAGGCGAAUAUGAAUAUCCGCAAGAAUCUCAUCCACCCACCGAACAAUAUUCAAGUAAUGCGUAUUACAGUGAACAGCCGGGCGAAAACUACUAUUCCGAUGUUAACCAGAUGCCAGCAAAUACCUUAAACCUAUCUUCCAAUAACGUUCAAAAUUCGUACAUGAAAUCGGAUGCGGUUAAUGAAAUCACCCAACCGCCGACAUUAACAAAUGUUCCCGUUAAACAUGCCAACGACUCACAAUACGAAAAUAAAUAUGCACCAGAUGGGGGCGAAGAAAGUUCUUCAACCACUUAUUCGGAGAAUGUAAAUAUACCGCAGCAGAUUUUCAACGGCGCUGUGGAAAAUAUGCUUCCUGUGGGCGGUGAAGGAAAUAUUAUUGGCAAUGCGGAAAGUCGAGUGAAUGUGCCACCAAAUUAUUUAGAAAGUGAAACGGAUGAAAGUUCGGCGGCUCAACAAGUUAAAGAAAUGGUAAACGAUGAAAGUGAUUUUGAUUUUUCGGCAAAUUAAAAUAUGAAAAAUUCAAAAAAAAAAAGAAAACGAAAAGAAGAAUGAAACGAACGAAAAUUUUGAUUGCCGAGCUAAUAUUAAAUCGAAUGAAAAAUUUAAUUUUAUGCUUCACACGUUCACACCAGAGGGUGGAAAGGUAUUUAUUUUUGAUUGUGACCCGUACGCAGUAUCAAGUCUCACGAAUUUGUCAAGUUGCAAGGGAAUGGUGAGUCCGUCUAAUGAUUCUUGCUUAUUAAUGACACAAUCAAAAUAUCGGCGCAGGUAAUCAGUCUCUACAUGAAAAGUAAUUGCCACCAGUCACUGGCAAUAGUACUUUACAUGUAAAAACAAAUUACCUGCCGAGCAGAGCUUUCGAAAGUUUUCAGCUUCUUUUCGAUUAAAUUGGAAUAGUGGAAUACAGAAGAUGCUUAAAGCUCUCGAAAGCUCUUAAAAAGCAAAGCUCUCGAAAGCUCUUCAAAAGCAUCGACACAAAUACAAUUCGGUGUAUCGGCUCCACAUGGCAGUACAAAAGAGAGAGCAAUUUUCGGAAUUCCCUGACCUGCCUGUCAAGAAUAACUCAUUAUUAAAGAGUAUAUUUGGGUCAAUCCUCGCUGAGUUAGUUCUGGGCCAGCCUUUAACGUUAAAUAUAACACAAUUGAGAACAGUGUAACGAGUGUUUGCAGUAUAUAAGUGCACCUCCAUUUAAUACGGUUACAUACUGGUCUUACGCCAAAAUGAUCCGAGUUUGGUCGUUUAAAAAAUAAUUGGUUCAAAGUGAAGCAUAUCUAUUGAUUGUGUAGUUAGAAGCACAGGCUCUUAACUUAAAGCUCGAGGCAAGUUGGGAUACAUUCGUUGCGCAACCAAAUAUAGUUCCGCGAAUAUAAUUCCACUCCGGGUAAUUUUUCUAUAAAAUAAAGUCAACUACGACACGUUACAAUGUUCUACCAUAGCCUAUUUUAGGAAUUAAAUUCCAUACAAUUCUUGAAAAUCCUUAAAUCGAAG
This is a messenger RNA of Bradysia coprophila, 4458 nucleotides long. RefSeq lists its product as uncharacterized. Lineage: Eukaryota; Metazoa; Arthropoda; Insecta; Diptera; Sciaridae. The record is from RefSeq and is a predicted model, not a curated record.